This is a messenger RNA of Microtus ochrogaster (prairie vole), 447 nucleotides long. RefSeq names its product RNA polymerase II subunit I (gene Polr2i). Lineage: Eukaryota; Metazoa; Chordata; Mammalia; Rodentia; Cricetidae. Gene Ontology annotation, molecular function: zinc ion binding; nucleic acid binding; DNA-directed RNA polymerase activity. Gene Ontology annotation, biological process: DNA-templated transcription; maintenance of transcriptional fidelity during transcription elongation by RNA polymerase II; transcription initiation at RNA polymerase II promoter. The record is from RefSeq and is a predicted model, not a curated record. Gene Ontology annotation, cellular component: RNA polymerase II, core complex.
GCCGCGCAAGCGCGGAAGAUUCGACAAGCCCGUCGCUAUGGAACCGGACGGGACCUACGAGCCGGGCUUCGUGGGUAUUCGAUUCUGCCAGGAAUGUAAUAACAUGCUGUACCCCAAGGAGGACAAGGAGAACCGCAUUCUGCUGUACGCGUGCCGCAAUUGCGAUUACCAGCAGGAAGCUGACAACAGCUGCAUCUACGUCAACAAAAUCACGCACGAAGUGGACGAGCUGACCCAGAUCAUCGCAGACGUGUCUCAGGACCCCACGCUACCUCGGACGGAGGACCACCCUUGCCAGAAGUGUGGCCACAAGGAGGCAGUGUUCUUCCAGUCACACAGUGCCCGAGCUGAGGACGCCAUGCGCCUGUACUACGUAUGCACCGCCCCACACUGCGGCCACCGCUGGACUGAAUGACCCUUUCCCACCUAUAAUAAAUGCCAGUUUUU